UCCCUUGUGGGGCGUGCGAGAGAGCUCACCCGCAGUGCAGGAGGCUGACGGGUGGGGUGGGGUGGGGGCCUUUGGAGGGGCUGGCAGCCCUCUGCUGGGCAGUGGUCUUGCCCGUGGGGUGGGGGAGCGCCAGGCUCAGGUGGAGGCGGGGUUGCGGUACCUUGUGGCUUUGGCCAGCUAGGCUCAGCGAGGGCCGGCGGUCAGAGGUGUGCCCCUGCCCUCGCCUCCGGCUGUUCUCUGUCCCAGAGGCCUCUGGGGAGUCUAGACUUGGAGCUUCUGUGCAGAGGUCUGGGAGAUGCCGGGAGCCACCGCGGAAGAGGGUCCCAUCCCCACCCCCGCCUGCACCCUGCACCCCACCCUGCACGGUGUGGGUUAUUCUGCACCUGAGCUGUUCACGCCCACUCGUGCCACCUUCACUCUGGCCCCGGGUCUCAGGCCCCGUCACACAUGCCUCCAUGUGUGUUCACUCGGCCCUGAGGGCUGUGCCCUCCUGCUGCCUGUCCUUGCUAACCCAGUUUCACGUUUCAUGAGUGUCUCCAGGCCUGCCGGAGGGCUGUCGACAGCAGCUCAAGCAGCCGGCUCCCUGCUCUUCGGCAGAACCCGGCAUGAGGCUUUCUGGUGCUGGCCCUCACGUGGUCAGCUGGCCCAGGUCAGAGAGACUGGCACUCUAGCGAGAGGAUGCCGGCUGGAGCUGCGGGGCAUCCUUCUGAGGCGUCUGUCCGUGGGUGGGCUAACCAUGUCGGUGCCCCACUUUUUGUUCGUUUGUUUGGAUUUCCAGAGGACUGCCGGGCAAGAGCUCGUGAGAAACCUCAGCAGGAAGCGACAGCCAAGUGCUUGGCUUCCUGAACUCAAGAUGAGCUUGGUCGCUGUGUGCUCGCUCAGCUGCCUGGCAGGGCCUGGGGCUCCUCUCCAGCAGGACCUCUCCCCAGGCUUGGCAGCUGGGGUCCGGGUUAGCAGAACUGUCUGCAGGUGUGCAGUCCCACCCCUGCGGCGAACACCUGAGCCCCCCAGCUCACUAAGCUAUCUCCCCAGUGUCCGCAGUGGCUCUGCAUGCUUAGUCCCAUGGGGUCCUGCAGGAACCGACCCUAAGGCCUUCGUGGCUGCUGACCUGAGGGUGGGCUCUGUGACCUCAGUGCCUGAGGUGGCUACCCUGCUGCCUAUAGCUUGAUCCCUGGGCCAUGCUGCUUGUGAGAGAACUCGCAGCUCCAGCUCGUCGGAUCGGUGGGCGUGCACAUCUGGUACACGUCCUGUGCACACCCCUGGCCCAGAGCUCUGCAUCUUGUGGCCAAUUUCUUAAUUGCUAAGCAAGUUAAAGGUCUGCUUUCUGAGAGAGCUAAAUGAGAAUUUAGAAUUGUAUGUGCUGGGUUACACUGACCUAUCUCAGACACAUUACUUUUCCCUUAAGAUUUUAAAGUUAUUUUUAAUUAAUCUAUUUAUUCCCUUUUG
Messenger RNA from Erinaceus europaeus (western European hedgehog), 1446 nucleotides. RefSeq lists its product as uncharacterized. Bases 296 to 1168 code for a protein of 290 amino acids. The transcript has 2 exons. NCBI's taxonomy places the organism in Eukaryota, Metazoa, Chordata, Mammalia, Eulipotyphla, Erinaceidae. The record is from RefSeq and is a predicted model, not a curated record.